Messenger RNA from Pogona vitticeps (central bearded dragon), 1586 nucleotides. The record is from RefSeq and is a predicted model, not a curated record. Lineage: Eukaryota; Metazoa; Chordata; Lepidosauria; Squamata; Agamidae.
AUGCGACAAGGCCCUAUUGGUGUUUCUCCGACUGCUGGGGUUUUGUACAAAGAAGAUCAUUACAUCAUCAUGACAACAGCAGAUAAGGAAAAGUACAAAUGCAUUCUUCCAUUAUUAACCGGUGGAGAUGAGGAGGAGGAAAAGGAUUACCAAGGACCCAGCCCUACAGAAUUGCUGGAACCCCUGUUUAAACAAAGCAGCUGUUCUUACAGAAUUGAGUCAUACUGGACUUACGAAGUCUGCCACGGCAAGCAUGUUCGCCAAUAUCACGAAGAGAAGGAGACGGGUCAGAAGAUAAAUAUUCAAGAAUACUAUCUUGGAAAUAUGCUACGAAAAAGCAUAUUGUUAGAUCCAGAGCAUGAAGAGAAGGAAAGUGAAAAGGAUAGUGGGAAAGAGAUCCCUACCAAAAAUAUAGAAGGGCAGAUGACCCCGUAUUAUGCUAUGGAAAUGGGAAACGGCACCCCAUGUAGCUUGAGACAAAACCUGCCCCGAUCGAGUUCAGUGAUGUACGUUUGCCAUCCCGAAGCAAAACAUGAAAUCCUUUCCGUGACUGAAGUCACUACGUGUGAAUAUGAAGUCGUCAUUUUGACUCCUCUGUUAUGCAGCCAUCCUAAAUACCGGUUUAGAGCUUCCCCUGUGAAUGACAUAUUCUGCCAGUCGUUGCCAGGAUCCCCACUUAAACCCCAGAACCUGCUACAGCUGGAGCAGCAACAGGAAAUGCUGAAGAUGCCUUUCAGGAGAGCCAAGGAGGAAGAAAUUAAUUCAGCAAAAGAAGACAAAUUUUCGUCUUUCCACAAGCCAGUUGCCGUUGGAAACCCGCAACUGUUAACAGUUGGAACAACACACAUUUCCAAACUGACAGAUGAUCAGCUCAUAAAAGAGUUCCUUAGUGGAUCUUACUGCUUCCAUGGGGUGAGAAACGCAUAUGAAAUAAUAGACUCUGCUUCCUACUUAGGUUUAUGUGUGCCUCAUACCAGUACUAUCUCUGAUAAGGAAAAUGGUAAAACGACAAUAGUGGUGGGUACGUGGAAUAAGGAGGAACAUCUUGAAUGGGCUCAGAAGAAUGUGGCUAGAGCUUAUCACCUCAAAGACGACGGCAUGCAAACAGUCAAAAUGGUAUCUCACUACUAUGGAAAUGGGGAUGUUUGCGAUUUAACUGACAAAGCUCGACAGGUGACCGUGAAACUGAAAUGCAAAGAAUCUGAUUCUCCCCAUGCGGUCACUGUUUAUAUGCUGGAGCCUCAUUCCUGCCAGUAUAUUCUUGGGGUGGAAUCACCCGUUAUAUGUAAAAUUUUGGAUACAGCGGAUGAAUACGGACUGCUUUCAGUGCCCAGUUAGUAGUGCAGAGAAUUGAUUAAAAGUCCAGAGCCACGAAAGCUGAAGGAAGAAAGAACGCUUGGACUCGUGCACAUGAAUUAACAGGGAAGAGAAAGGCUGAGCCAGAAAGACCUCACCAGCAGCUCCAUCCGGGAAAGCAACUUGGCUAUCAGGAACCACUCUGUGAAUAUUAUAUGUAUAUAAAAGCCUAUUGAUAAACUUUUAAAAAUUAAAAACAUCCGUAAUGUAAAACGGAGUCUGUUUUCUAA